Solanum stenotomum is the source of this 1997-nucleotide messenger RNA. RefSeq lists its product as uncharacterized. Gene Ontology annotation, molecular function: protein binding. The transcript has 3 exons. Gene Ontology annotation, biological process: rRNA processing. NCBI's taxonomy places the organism in Eukaryota, Viridiplantae, Streptophyta, Magnoliopsida, Solanales, Solanaceae. Gene Ontology annotation, cellular component: small-subunit processome; Pwp2p-containing subcomplex of 90S preribosome. Bases 1 to 1851 code for a protein of 616 amino acids. The record is from RefSeq and is a predicted model, not a curated record.
AUGGCUUUUGACAUCCAGUAUGGAUGGGACUCUCAGAAUCUGGGAUGUAAUUUUAGAAGUGAUCAUAGUGCUCCUCCUCUAUGUAUCAAGUUCUAUGCAAAUGGGCGCCACAUCUUAUCUGCUGGUCAAGAUCGAGCCUUCUGUCUCUUUUCUGUUGUUCAAGAUCAACAAAGUAGAGACCUUUCCCAGCGACAUGUUUCUAAAAGAGCGAAGAAGCUUAAGUUGAAAAAGGAGGAGAUAAAAUUGAAGCCUGUUAUUGCAUUCGAUGUUGCUGAAAUUAGGGAACGUGAUUGGUGCAAUGUGGUUACAUGCCAUAUGGACACCCCGCGUGCUUAUGUAUGGAGGCUUCAAAAUUUUGUUCUUGGCGAGCAUAUUUUAACUCCAUGCCCUGAAAAUCCAACUCCAGUCAAGGCUUGCGCUAUUAGUGCCUGUGGAAACUUUGCUGUACUAGGGACGGCCGGCGGUUGGAUUGAGCGGUUUAAUCUUCAGUCAGGAAUCAGCCGUGGCAAUUAUGUUGAUGCGUUAGAAGGUGAAAGUGCUGCUCACAAUGGGGAAGUAAUUGGCAUAGCUUGUGAUGUGACAAACACCAUCAUGAUAAGUGCUGGAUACCAUGGCGAUGUAAAAGUUUGGGACUUCAAAUGUCGCCAGUUAAAAUAUAAGUGGGAGGUUGGGUGUUCCUUAGUUAAGAUUGUGUUCCACCGUUCUAAUGGUCUUUUGGCUACAGUGGCAGAUGACUUAGUUAUCCGUCUAUUUGAUGUUAUUGCACAGAGGUUGGUUCGUAAAUUUGAGGGUCAUACUGACCGUAUUACUGACAUGUGCUUUAGUGAGGAUGGGAAAUGGCUUUUGACAUCCAGUAUGGAUGGGACUCUCAGAAUCUGGGAUGUAAUUUUAGCUAGACAGAUAGAUGCAAUACAAGUUGAUCUGUCUAUCACUGCAUUAUCUUUAUCGCCUAAUAUGGAUAUCUUGGCCACAUCGCAUGUUGACCAAAAUGGUGUCUAUCUGUGGGUCAAUCAAGCAAUGUUCUCUGGAGCAGCCAGCUUUGCAUCAUAUGGAAGUGGAAAAGAAAUAGUCAAUGUUAAGAUGCCGUCUGCUGCUUCUGAAAAAGAUGGUGACAAAAGUGAUAACAGGACUAUCUUUGAGCCAUUGGAGUCCUCUGAUACUUCUCAGUUUCUAAAUUCCAGCCAUCAAAUUCCAGAUCUAGUCACUCUUUCACUUUUGCCUAAGAGUCAAUGGCAGAGCUUGAUCAACCUGGACAUAAUAAAAGCCCGCAACAAACCUAUCGAGCCUCCAAAGAAACCUGAAAAGGCACCUUUUUUCUUGCCUUCAAUUCCAUCUCUGUCCGGUGAGAUAUUAUUUAAACCAAGUGAAGGUACUAAUGAGGAGAGUAAUGCACAAAAUACCAGAUUGGAAGAGAGCAGUAAGAAAACGGAUCUUCCAGUAUCCAAAUUCUUGCAAAUUCUCAAGUCAUGUGCGGAGAAAGAGAAUUUUGCACCAUUCACUAAUCAUAUCAAAAGCUUGUCUCCUUCAAUAUUGGAUAUGGAGCUGCGAAUGCUUCAGAUAAUAGAUGACGAUGACGAGCAGGAGCCUGAGAAGAGACAAGAAUUGCAUUUUAUUGAACUGCUACUUGAUUACUUUAUACACGAGAUUUCAUGCAGAAGCAAUUUCGAAUAUAUACAGGCUCUGAUUAGAUUGUUUUUGAAGAUUCAUGGUGAAACAGUCCGACGUCAGUCAAAACUGCAGGAGAAGGCAAGAAAGCUUUUAGAAGUUCAAUCUGCAGUUUGGCAAAAAAUAGAUAAAUUGUUCCAAAAUACCAGAUGCAUGAUCACGUUUCUUAGCAACUCCCAGCUUUGAUUAAUUUCAACGUGACAUCCCUUAGCUGUUGUAAUGUAAUUGCAAUUUUGUUUUUUUUUUCUUCUUUUUCUUAUAGGUAUAUUUUAUUAAAACAAUUUCACUUUAAUCCUAUUUUUACAAGCGUAAUUGCAAUUUUGUUUUCUUGG